This is a messenger RNA of Astyanax mexicanus (Mexican tetra), 6562 nucleotides long. RefSeq names its product potassium voltage-gated channel, Shal-related subfamily, member 1 (gene kcnd1). NCBI's taxonomy places the organism in Eukaryota, Metazoa, Chordata, Actinopteri, Characiformes, Acestrorhamphidae. The record is from RefSeq and is a predicted model, not a curated record. The coding region runs from base 1192 to 3096 and encodes 634 amino acids. Gene Ontology annotation, biological process: potassium ion transmembrane transport; protein homooligomerization. Gene Ontology annotation, cellular component: voltage-gated potassium channel complex; membrane. Gene Ontology annotation, molecular function: A-type (transient outward) potassium channel activity; protein binding. The transcript has 7 exons.
GUAGAACAGCGCGAGAGCACAGGAGAGUGGAAAGAGAGAGAGGGAGAGCGAGAGAGAGAGUAAGUGAGUGAAAGAGAGAAAGAGAGAGAGAGAGAGAGUGUGUGAGAGAGAGAGAGGCUAGAAGGGCUAAGCAUUACAAUCACUUCUUCUCCAGCACGUACAUGAUAUGCCAAGACUGCUGCAGAGGAUUGGCUCUCUCCUGCCCGUCCAAUUUCUUUUUUUUAUCAAUCCUUUUUUUCUCUCCACUCUUUCUUUCAUCUGCUUUCUGUCACGCAGGACCCGUCAUCCUCUCUAGCUGCUCGUCUGUAAUGGGAGGGACAAAAGAGGAACCUCCGUAUAUGGAAUAGAGGAGCCCGUGAUUCCCUGAGAUAUCCAUUCAAAAGCCUCGCCGACCACCGGUGAAAUUGAGUAGCCACUUAAGGCUGGCUUGUAAGGGAGGGCAGACACUCUCACAAUCAAAGCAGCUCUAAAACAACAGAGAACGGGAGUGGAAGAGAAAAAAAGGAGAGAGAAAGAGAGAGAGAGAGACAGAGAGAGAGAAAAAGGGCAACUGCAGGAAGAUUUGCCUAUCUUGCAACUCUGGAAAGACUAUCAUCACAAUUUAAUAAGAGUUUGAAACGCAACGCUGCUGCAACAAAUCUGUCUUCUUUAGGAACCGUCUGCAAGCAAGAGCCAGCGGACUUAACCGUAAGAUGCCCCGGCGGCUUUUAUGAAUAGUGAGAAGUCACUAAAGCUGCUAAAGCUGUGCUUUGCAAGCAUAAAAGCAUAAAAAAGGGCAGAAAAGUGAAUAGAAGUAGUAAACUGCAACUGGGUCUGUUUUAGGACCACUUUUAGGACUACGUUUUCUGGCGUAAUCCAAAAUGGGGUCACGUUUGGCCUCUAUAGUCCAGUGGGAUUGCUGUAUCGCAAUAUAUUCCUGAUGAUGACAUCGAAUUUGCCUCGACCCACUCUCCUCGCAGGAUCUUCCUCCUGUGACCGAAGUGGGCAAACAAGCUGAAAGAGCCUCAAGUUUGACCAGCAGGCCUUUUCCGUGGCUUUCAAAGCCCACAGCUCGGAUGAUCAGUUUGGAAAUACCUUUUCUUUUCCUCUUGCUUCGAAAAGAAGGUUUGGAGAAACCACCUCAGGGCCCGUCAGCCUUCUCUACUCUUGUCCCUUUGCUCUGGUAAAAAACCUGCAUUCCCCAAAGCAAAUAUGGCAGCUGGAGUGGCAACAUGGCUGCCCUUUGCCCGGGCGGCCGCCGUUGGCUGGCUUCCUCUGGCCAAAAAGACCAUGCCCAAGCCGCCUGUGGACAAGAAGAGCCGCAGCGACGAGAUCCUGAUUGUCAACGUGAGCGGGCUCCGCUUCCAGACGUGGAAGAACACCCUAGAUCGGUAUCCGGACACCUUGCUGGGAAGCUCGGAAAAGGAGUUCUUCUAUAAUGAGGACACUCAGGAAUACUUCUUUGACAGGGAUCCGGAGAUGUUCCGCCAUAUCCUGAACUUCUACCGCACAGGAAAGCUGCACUACCCUCGGCAGGAGUGCAUCCAGGCAUUUGACGAGGAGUUGGCCUUCUACGGCAUCGUGCCGGACAUCAUCGGGGAUUGUUGCAUGGAAGAGUACCGCGACCGCAAGAAGGAGAACCAGGAGCGUUUGGCCGAAGACACAGAGGCAGAGAUGGCCACGGAUGUUCCUCUGCCGCCGAACAGCACGCCUCGAGAACGCCUAUGGCGGGCUUUUGAGAACCCUCACACGAGCACCAUGGCGCUGGUCUUCUACUACGUCACAGGAUUCUUCAUUGCAGUCUCGGUCAUCGCCAAUGUUGUAGAGACAGUGCCGUGCCGGCCGCCCAAGGGCAGCGUUAAGGACUUGCCUUGUGGCGAGAAGUAUUCAGUGGCCUUCUUCUGCAUGGACACGGCAUGCGUCUUAAUCUUCACCUUCGAGUACCUGAUGAGGCUCUUCGCCGCCCCCAGCCGCUGCAAGUUCAUGCGUUCCGUCAUGAGCGUCAUCGACGUGGUGGCCAUCAUGCCCUACUACAUCGGCCUGGUCAUGCCGGAGAACGAGGACGUGAGUGGUGCCUUUGUCACGCUUCGGGUCUUCCGGGUCUUCCGAAUCUUCAAGUUCUCACGCCACUCGCAGGGCCUCCGCAUCCUGGGCUACACGCUAAAGAGCUGCGCCUCCGAGCUCGGCUUUCUACUCUUCUCCCUCACCAUGGCCAUCAUCAUCUUCGCCACUGUCAUGUUCUACGCCGAGAAAGGGACCAAAGGAACCAACUUCACCAGCAUUCCCGCCUCCUUCUGGUACACCAUUGUUACCAUGACAACGCUGGGGUAUGGAGACAUGGUUCCGAACACCAUCGCUGGGAAGAUCUUCGGCUCGAUCUGUUCUCUGAGUGGUGUGCUGGUGAUCGCACUGCCUGUUCCCGUCAUCGUCUCCAACUUCAGCCGCAUCUACCACCAAAACCAGCGAGCUGACAAAAUGCGCGCCCAGCAGAAAGUGCGCCUCGCCCGGAUUCGCAUGGCAAAGAAAGGGACCACCAAUGCAUUCCUGCAGUACAAAGAAGACGGGGGUCUUCAGGAUCACGACAGUGACAGCGCUGCUCUGUGUCUGAAGAACAGAUCGUCCUUCGAACACCAACACCACCAUCUGCUCCACUGCCUGGAGAAGACCACGAAUCACGAGUUUACGGACGAGCUGACGUACAGUGAGAUGUGUAUGACCGAGUCGGUGGGCUACAGGACCAGCCGCAGCACUUCCCUCUCCAGCCAGCAGGCGGUGUCCUCGUCCUGCUGUCCUCGCAGGGCCAAGAGGAGAGCGAUCCGGCUCGCCAACUCCACCGUAUCGGUCAGCCGGGGCAGCGUCCAGGAACUGGACACACUGCAGGUGCUGAAGAGCUCAGCCGUCCCCCAGAGCCGCUCCAGCCUGAACGCCCGGACGGAGGACCUGAAGUUAAACUGUGAGCAGCGAGAUUACACAGCGGCCAUCAUUAGCAUCCCCACGCCUCCCGCCAACACGCCGGACGAGAGCCUGCCGCCGUCGCCGGCCGUGCCGGGCAUCCUGCGCAACUCCCGCAGCAUCUCCUCCUUCACCCACGAGACCGUCAAGAUCUCCUCCUUAUAACCCCCCAGAAACCCUCCAAGCACACGGGCUGAGCCCCCCCCCCCCCCCCCCCCCAAGCACAAAGAGACGGAGGGAGCUUCUCCUGCCAGACGUCCAGAUAUACCAUCCUUCCCUCCCUCCAUCUAUCUCUCCAUCUCUCCUCCUCCAAACAGUAUAAACCUACUAAACUCUGACUCCAGCCACAAAAAAGCAUCCAUAGAUUCCUUCAGACAAAAGCACCCGUUUUUAUCUUUAUCAUCCAGAUCCAGAACCCAGAGCUAAACACGAGCAACACAGCGAGGAGGAGGAGGAGGACGCAAGCCUCAGAAAAAUCAGACGAGAAAAAUCAGACGAGAAAAAUCAGACGGGAAAAAUCAGCAGGAGCUUUGUGUUUUUUUGUGUUUUUUUUUUUUUUGGAGACUGUCUGUCAGAAGUUUACUGGACUAAACUUCCUCUACAGACCUUCACUGUCGAUUUUGGACAAAAGAAAGGACAAAAAAAUAAGGUGAAAUACAAAAAUGAAAGAAAAUGGAAGAGAAUUCCACUUUUUUUGUUCCACUCGUUGUUGUUUUGGGAUUAAGAUGGUGAAAAAAUGGAUUUCAAGAUUUUGGGAUUUCAAGAUUUUGGGAUUGCCAUGGUCAGGUCACACCGUAAACCGAUAUACCCCAUACACAGGUCAUGGUGGCACUGAAGGCCUUUUACUUUACCAGAUAUGCAACGUUUAAAACAAGCAGGAAUUUAACGCCUAUAUGUUUAGUGUGUGUACAAAAAUUGCAGGGAGAGAUUAUAAUGAAAAAAAAAAAAAAAAAAAAAAACAGAAGAGUAUGAACACAAAAAAGAGAGUUAUAUUCCUCUACUCCUCUAUAUUCUAGAGAAACCUUUACAAACAGAGAGAGAGAGAGAGAGAGAGAGAGAGAGAAAGAGAGAGAGAGACGUACGUGUGAAAUAAUAUAUAUAUAAAAGACGUGGGAAUUAAUAUAUAUAUAUAUAUAUUAACGGGGAAAAUGCGGUUGGGAUUGCUUCAGCAGGGCAGUAUAUAUGUAUCAUAAUUUGUAUCAUAUUUCACAUGCAUCUUCCAACCUUUCCUGCCUCCCCAAAAUGAAAACCAACUACAAAAAAAAACUAGAAAGAGAGAAAGAGCGAGAGAGAAAGAGAGAGAGAGAGAGAGAGAGAGAGAGAGAUAGAGAGAAAGGACCCACCCUACUCAGACAUGCAUGUCAUUGUACAGUAGAUUGCAGAGAAUGGAGCAGCUAAGAUGCUAUCCCACCUAUUUUUUGCAUGGAUUCUUUUUCCGUUCGGUUCGGUUCAGUUCUCUUUCGUUUCCUGACAUCGGUGAAAAAAUUUAAUUAAAUAAAAAAAAUAAUAAUUAAAUACAAAUAAAUUAAACAUUUAUAGGAUAUUACUGAUCAAAACCGCUGCACCCAAAAGUGCACAAUAACUCUAAAAAAUAGUAAUAAUAAAAAAAGGAAUAAUAAAAACGAUUAAAAUGAUUAAAAAAACAACCAAAAACUAAGAAAAAAAAACAAACAAAAAAAAAAAACAACGAAACAAACAACAUUCAGGCAUGUUCUUUGCUAAAUAUGUUUUCCGGGCUGGAGCGUACGACUCCAGUGUGUGUGCGUAUGUAUGUAAGUAUGUGUGUGUAUAUGAGUAAGAAAAUGAGAGAAAGAGUGAGUAAAUGAGUGAGUGAGUAAGUGAGUAAAUGAAUGAUUGAGUGCUGUUGGUUGGUGGAUAGGACUUGUGUACAUUGAUCACAAAUAUGCAUGGAUACCGUUGUAGGUAUGUUUUUUUAAUGUGUUUGCUCCUUUGGGAAGUCAGUAGCAGAACAGAGAGACUUUGCAGCAUCUCACUGUGUGUCCUUGUGAACGGAGGUGGACAUAAAGGCCGACCAAACCAAACUGUAGAACAUAUAAAAGCAGGCCAACUGUUUAUAGAGCAUUUUGAGUUAACUCAACUUUGUUUAAACUAAGAACUCUCUUUUUUAUUUCUAAAAAAAAAGUUGCGCAGAAACUCGGUUCUGAUACACCAGCUCACAGAUGCAGCCUUGUGCUGAUCCACAUCACCCUCAUCAGGAGUGAUGAGGGGAAAGAGAGAGCGCCAUCUACUGUUCCCAUCCAGAGAUAGAGAGAGAGAGAGAACAAGCACAACCAAUUGUGUUCUCUCAGGGCUCCGGCAGCUGACGGCAAGCUGCAUGACCGGGAUUCGAACCAGGGAUCUACCAAUCAUAGUGGCAGCGCUUUAGACCACUGAGCUACCACAUAUGUUAUCAGUGAUUACAUAAUUCUACGAUUAAAGCUUAGAGAGGAUAUGACUACACAUGGAAAGUAAGUAAAGAAAGGGGCGACUCGCUGAAUAUGCAAAUAGAUGAUCUCAGCAGCCAAUGGGAAAGGUGUUUAUAGAAUUGUGUUUCUAAACUAUUCAUUGUUGAGUUUGAGUGGGAUUUAAUAAUACUUUAGUUAUGUUAACUUACAGUAAAUCAAUUCAGUUAUUAGGGCAGCAGAAAUUAAUUAAAUAGUGUUUAAUAUAAGAUUCAAUUAUCCUUGCUGGUUCGAAUCCCGUUCUUGCAGCUUGCCAUCUGCUGCCAGAGCCCUGAGAGAGAACAAUUGUCCUUGCUCUUUCAGUCUGGGUGGGUACAAUACAGUAGAUGGCGCUCCUUUCUUUGCCCUCAUCACUCCAAAGGGUGAUGUGGAUCAGCGCAAGGCUGCGUCUGUGAGCUGAUGUAUCAGAACCGAGUCGCUGCUGCGCUUUUCUGCGAGCGUUAGCGCUGACUGUGAUGCUACUCGGCAAUGCUGCUGCAGCAUCAGCAGCAGAUCAAAAGUUUGAGUUGAGUUUGAAGUUGAGUUACCUCUCAAAUGAUCUAUAAUGAGAUCUACAAUGCAUCAUUUUUAUUAGGCCUUUAUAUAUUUUACAGUGCACUGACCAUUUGGUUCACCCAAACAUGACUUUUUGUUAUUUUUUGUGUCUCAUUUUUUUGUUUGUUUUAAACAAUUAGCAUGGUUGUGCAUCAGUGCUGCCAGACUAUAUUUUUUUCUCUUUGGUUUGUCUCAGACUUCAUGUUUUUACGAGUUCAAUUUGACUAGUUUCCGGUUAUUCAUGUACAACAGCAAUGAAACUGGGCAAUAAAAAUGUCAUUCUUUUCCUAAAAAGCUAAAUGUGACAUCUUUUAAUUUUCCCAUGAAGACGACAAAAAACUUGCACUUGACUGUGAUGAAAAAAAAAAAGUAUUUUGCAACUCUGUUUACAGGCAUUGUUCCAAAGUUAUUUUUAAUCUCUGUUCGUUUGAUUGUUUGAUCGUUUGAUCGUUUUCCAUCAUGUUGUAUCGGGGGGGCCGUGAUGCAGCGGGCUCGGAGCCGGUCGGACACCUGCCUUCCUUUCGGCAUACAGAGACUGUACGGACAGAGCGCAGAAGGAGGAUGAAUGAGAGUUAGAUAUGAAAAGCACAGAGGUGUAUAGUCUAUUCCACAAAUAAAGUGAACAGAGCUCAGUA